UUUUUGAUAACGGUGUUAGAAUUUCGAUGUUUUUAAAGAACAAACAAAUCACAGAAAAUAAUAUUGUAUACUCAUUUUAAUAAUAGAUAUUUGUAAAAAAAAUGGAUUUUCAUAUGUCAUUAAUACAACAACAUCCAUAAAAAGAACAGCACUCAAAACAAUUCACAGCAUUAUUCCUCCCAGUACUAAAGCAGAAGAGAAGCUCAACUAGAAUCAACCCGGAACUAAAGUAAAUAGUCUUCACGGGAACGAGUAAAUAUAACGGAAAUGAAGUGAGAAAUCUUACACGAUGUAUGGCAGAUUAUGGAACCACCAAACGCAGUGGCUGAGAUGUGAACAAGCUACGAAACUGGGUAGCGUCUCCUAUAAGCGAAAGCGCAAAAAAUUGAAGGAUGCACAGUGGAGCUCAACAACAAGUGAAUUUUAAUAUACUGUAAAAAACUGUAGUCGGAAGUAUUACUCUUCAACAAAAUUAUCUGGAACUUUAAAAAUCUGGCACUGACACCGAGAAACUUUGAAAAGAAGUGGAUUUAUAUUUGAAAAAUUAUCUUCGGAAAAGUUGAAAAACCACAUUCUAUAUUCCAACUUCUUCGAAUGAAUAAAUACUUACCACAUUUCUCAAACUUUAAACCUUCAAGUUAAAUUGAAGUUUAUUGGAGAGUUGCAAAGUCAAAUCAUAUCAUUUGUAACGAUGAAUUUCCCCACACAGUAUACAAUUAAAACGCCAAAACUCACAUUCAGAUUUCAUGGUGGGCAUGAGUUCCCUUAAAAUAACGACAGUAUUAUACAAGUUCUCCAAAAAAAAAAAUAUAAUAUAUAAAUGGAAAUAAAUAUGAAAACAUUCAUUGAAGUUAAAGUCGACGAUUCAGAAAAUAAUAUAAGCAAAUACAAAAAAAAUAAAAAAUAUGAAAUUUUAUAAUAAUUUUUAUAUGUUUUCAAAAGUUCAUAAAAUAUUUGAAAAAAACUACAGCAAUAGUUAAAUUUAAACCAAAUAAUUAAUGUACAGCAGAAUACAACAGCCAAAUAGUGUUAAGUGAAUAUAACAUAUAUCGUACAAAACCAAUAACAGAUAACAAAUAACAGUAAAUAGUUCCAGGUUAAAGAAUUAACAGACAAUUCAGUGUUUUCAUAUGUAUACAAGUAAAGUUUGUCGUUUAAAAGUUGACUAAUACACCAUGUCGUAUACGUAACGCAUUCAGUUAGUGUAUUAUUCUACAUAUAUGUAUUGUAUGUGUUUACUGUAGUUUUUCUACAACAACAAAGUAUUAAGUGAAUAUCAGAUUUUAAUAAAUAAUUAAAAGCAACAAAACAACUACAACACAAUAUAAUAUAAUAUGAAGGCAAAAUAAAAAUAAAUUAUUGAGAAACAUUUUCGAGUAUUUUGAAAAUAUGCUGACUACCCCAAAGAGCUCAACAUCUACUAAAACCACACAUCUUUAACUAAAAGGUUCUACCUACAUAUAUUUUAUAAUCGUUAAAUUUACUUAAUUAAGAAAGUAGAUUUAGCUGUGUACAGCUGAUUUGGAUCAUUGAAAGUCUACCAACAAUAUCUAAAAAAACAAUAAUAACUACGAUAAUAUUCUAAAUUAAUGCAUAUAAGAAGAGCGCGUGAAAUAACUCAAAAAAGAGUAUAAGGAAAUAUGAAGCAAACUGUCAAGGAAUGGCAUAAUAACGCAAUUAAAAGUAAUAAUUAUACAUAUUAUUAAAAAAAUAUGAAUUGAAUAAAAAUAAAUUAAAAAUAAACUAAAAACAAUUUUACAAAAAUAAUAGCAAUCUUGCCAAAAAGUCGUUUUUCAACCACUUCUGUAUGUAUGUAUGUGAAUACAUAUUUACGCAACUAAAUUUAUGAACUGUGUAUAAUGUAGUUGAGAUCUGUGUAAUAUAUGUGUAAAAAAGUAAUUGUAAUUGAAUGACUAUGUUAUGUAACAGUAGUGAUGUGAAAUUUAUAUACAUAACCUAAAAGUGUAACACGAACAACAAACAAGAGAAUGUCUUAAUAAUUGGCUCAAAAACGUAUGUGCGCAAAGAAACCAAUACUUUAUAGAUGAAACCAAUGCUAAAUGAAAAUAAAGCAAAAAUCUCUUAAUAUACUUUUCACUUAUACAUAAAAACCACUCAAAUACAUUGACCCACGAUCCGAGAUCAGGAACAUGUCGGCAGAUUUAUAGAAUCGAAUAUGAUUUUUCCCACAAAAGUUUGAAAAAAGAGGUAUGAAAAAUGAAAUGAAAACGAUACCGAACCAAUGCGACCAGACAUUCGUUUCACGGAUUGGCGGCCCCCAGAAUGGCACAUUCUCUGCGCCGCUGCUGCACAAUCACAAGAACCAUUCGCGUCAAUGCUUGUACACUUUCCUAGCAGGACCCGGGCAACGUGUCGAAGUACUUUUUACAUCGUUUAAUUUAAGAGGAAGUCCACCAGACGGUUCUGCCGUCGGUGAAUUACCAGCCUGUGUUCACGAGUACAUGGAUAUAUAUUCGGAAGUGCAAUCGUCAGAUCCAGCUGAACUAAUAAAUUCACCAUUCGGUGGACGAUAUUGCGGUACAAUACCUCCGCGACGACGUAUCUCCAUGUAUCGAGCUAUAGCCAUCUCAUUUUUUACCAAUAAAAAUGUAUCUACACCCGAUUUAUUCGAAGGAACUUAUAGAUUUAUAAAUGCAUCUGAAUAUGAAAUUGGUAUACCAAUAGCGGGUUCACCAUGUUCCUACACCAUUACGCCUAGCAUGAGUAUCAAUAAAACCGGGGCACUCAUAUCGCCAACCUAUCCGGGUGCCUAUCCAAAGGAUAUGUCAUGCACAUAUCAAUUUCUCGGCGAAUCGAAUCAAAGAGUUAGAUUAGAAUUUCGUGAUUUUGAUCUAUUUUUUGGUGGACCACACUGCCCAUUUGACUAUGUCAAAGUGUAUGAUGGUCCCGAUAAUUCGUCAGCAUUAAUUGGUACAUAUUGCGGACAGCAAAGGAAUUUAGUUUUAUACUCAAGCGAAUCGAGCCUUUUUGUUCAUUUUUAUACAUUGCCGAGAACAGCGAAUACACAAAAUCGUGGCUUUAAAGGAAUUUAUGAAUUUAGCGAAAGUUUUGUUAAAUUAGAUUUUAUACGUGAAAAUGAUGGCAUUCACAUACGUGGCUCGGAAUGUGAUCAAAAGAUAUUAUCGAGAAAGGAAUCAACGGGUUUUGUGCUCUCACCAAAUUAUCCCUAUCCAUAUAUACCGAAAACUGUUUGUAGGUACUUCAUUUACGGCAUGCAAGAUGCUCAGCAUCUGGAACGUGUACGUCUGGAGUUCUCAGCAUUCAAUAUACCCAAGGUGGAGCACAAGGAUAAGAGCGAAUCCAAUUGCACGGAUGGUUAUCUAAAAAUCUAUCUGAAGGGUCAGGAAACUGCCGAUGCCUAUGACAAAUUUGACUAUGAGUUAUGUGGCAAUGAGACACAGCGAGUUCUUAGCGAUGGACCACGUUUGGCAAUGGUGUUCAGUUCGGGUGAGCUGCAGGGUCGCGGUUUCAAGGGUAAAUACACCUUUGAAACUGAGUAUAAAAUCCCCGGCACAGCUGCACCUGAUGGCACCUGCAGCUUCACAUAUGUGAGCAGUUCAAAGAAGCGUGGCGAAUUGAAUAGUCCUCGCUAUCCAUCCAACUACCCAUCGGACACGAAUUGCUCGUAUCUCUUUCUGGGUGAACCGAAUGAACAGGUCACCAUCGUUUUCGAUCAUUUCAAAAUUAAAGCGGAUGGUAACUCAAAUGCAACGGCUGGCGCUUAUGGUUCUAGCGCUUGCUUUGAAGACUGGCUGGAAAUGUAUGUUGUUUAUCGUGAUAACAACGAUCGUUUUCUUGGUCGCUACUGUGGUUUGACAGCACCCGGCCCCGUUGAGAGCCCAAGGGGUGCGGUGGGACUGCGCAUCACAUUGCAUACGGAUCAAGAGAACGUAGCUAGCGGCUUCAAAGCGCGUUACUUCUUCGAAUCACCACGUACCGAUGUGGCUGAAUGUGGUGGCAACUUCUCAGGUCAGGACUCGGGCAUUAUCACCUCUCCCAACUACCCAGCGGGUUACAAAGCACCCAGUCGUGGUAUGGCUUCGAUGGCAUGCAAUUGGAUAAUGACAGCACGUCCGGGUUAUAAGUUAUCAAUUAACUUUGAGCACUUCUCCAUCGAAGGCGACCCAGCAAAUCGUGGUUGUCCCGCUGCAGUUUUGCGCCUUUGGGUCAAUGUUGAUUCUGACCAACCGCCAUUGGAAUUGUGUGGUGAAAAGCCACUAAUCGAACAGUGGUAUUAUAUUUCCACUGGACAGACUGCUCGUAUCAGUUUCACAACCAGCGAUAAAACCGUUGGUGCUCCGGGCUUCCGCAUUGUAUGGACUGAAAUACAAGACUCUGGUCCUGGACCACCGUCCAUUGGACUGCUCUGUGAAUCAACCUACCACUUUCAAUGCGACGUGGGCUACUGCAUUUCCGACAAAUUGCGCUGCGAUGGCGUCAAAAACUGUGGUCCCGGUGACGAUAGUGACGAAUUGCACUGUACCACACAAGCGCCCGAGGAGGAUCACGGCGUUCUAAUUAUAAUAACACUAAUCGUCGUCUCGUUCCUAAUCUGUCUCCUAUGCACACUCUGUCACUCCAAAAGAAAACGUAGAGCGCAUGUGCGUCAACUGGGUCUGCAUCGCAAUGCCCACUACGAUUCGCAAACCAGCGCCACUGGUUUGAGUUCCAGUCGUCGGCAUUUACAGGGUGGUGCGAGCAUAUCGGGUAGUCUGCAUGGCAUCAAUAGUGGUUCAUUGAUGAUACCACCAGCCCCGCUGCCACCCACUAGCGUACCACCACCGCCGCACAUAUGCAUUGCGGGAGUCGACGGCCUCAGCGGGGGUAUACUAAUAAACGACGACGACGGCUUGGACGAUGACGAUGACAUCGACCUGGACAAUGUGCAACAUGAGAUCUUUAUUAACGACGUACGAUUCGACGAUGAGGAGAACCACUUGGAACAAAUGCAUCACUUGGAGAACGUUUAACAAACGGCGAAAACGCUUUUGGGCAGCACGAGCGGCGCUAUCCACUUGUUGCAACAAUAUGCGGCAUUUUAUAGGAAUUUACAAGCAUAGGCACAGAUUUAAUUUACAUUGUAAUAAGCAUUAAAUGAAUAAUAGCGAAAACAUUAGUCGUAAUAAUUAAGUCAGGUUUUUAAUAGCAAAAGAAAUCAAUAAAAAAUCCAAAUUCCUAGAGUUAAAUGCAAAUUCGUUGCAAAUUACAACAAAAGGUUGCAUGCAACUAAAGGAAAAGGAAUAACGGUUCGCAAUUCGUUUAAUUCGAAAAUCGCCAAAGAGUCAAACAAGUUACAGUUAGAGAGGAACGAAAGCAAUUUGACGAAGAGAGAGAAACGAGAGAAAAAGCGAGAGCAUAAUAAUGGCAAAAGAGAGAUACACAAGUUAUUGGAUUUAGACUGGGUUUAUCGGCAUUUUACUGACUUUUUUAUUUUUUGGAUAAAAAAAAUCGUCAAAACAUAUUAUAUACAUAUAUUUGUGUCUACGCGGACAUUUGGAAGAUCACCUAAAACUACUUAUUGUAAAAUAAUUUCCAAUAAACUUAAUAUUUAAAAGUUAACAGUACUGCGAAUGGUAGGAAGCGUGAGAUAGCAUUUUGACGAGAGGCUUUUUAUUGUGAAACAAAGUAAAAAGUAGCGAAUUUGAGGCGAAAAUGGAACGAGAGGAAAAUUAAAAUGAAAUAAAUUUAAAAAUAAUAGUGAAAAAAGAAAACAUAAUAAAGGCUCAUUAGCGUUAAUUACAAAAUAAGUUAAAUGUAAAAUGCAAAUAAAACGGUAAAUCUCAUACAAAGAAUUGAUGAAUUCAUGGCGUAAACCAAAAUAUUGUUGAUUUUUAUAUUUGAUACGAUUUAGAAGCAUUAUACAUUUAUUGUUCGUAAGGAGACCCAGCUACAUUGACAGUUAAACAAAUAAAUAACAACAAUGCAUAUACAUAUGUAUUUAGCAACAAUUCUUCAUGACUUUAAACACACACAUACACGCAUACAUAAUUAACAUGAGAGUUGAGUCAGAAAACUAAAAUUUACUCAAUAUGUCAGCACGCCUCACAUCUUCAAACUUUCCUGGUACACUCAGCAGUUAUUUCAGGCAAAAAAUUCACUUAAUUCACACACUCAUCCACUUAACAAGCCGCUCGCGAAUACCUACACGCAAAUACAUAACGAAUACGAAGAAAACGAUGAAUGAUGAACAGCAUGCCACAUCAAUAAUAAUGAUUCUAAAAUGUGCUCAAUACGUUAGUAAAUAUACAUACAAUAAAAACAAUACGUACGAGUCUUAUUGCGAGUAAAUAAAUUAACAAAUAAAUUAACAAA
Molecule: messenger RNA, 6333 nt
Organism: Zeugodacus cucurbitae (melon fly)
Lineage: Eukaryota; Metazoa; Arthropoda; Insecta; Diptera; Tephritidae
Product: dorsal-ventral patterning tolloid-like protein 1
Exons: 15
Coding region: 2211-4991 (926 amino acids)
Cellular component (GO): plasma membrane
Molecular function (GO): protein binding
Source: RefSeq, a predicted model, not a curated record